Angiostrongylus costaricensis is the source of this 1296-nucleotide messenger RNA. NCBI's taxonomy places the organism in Eukaryota, Metazoa, Nematoda, Chromadorea, Rhabditida, Metastrongylidae. The record is from the annotation of a GenBank genome assembly.
AUGAACAACGUUUUUUUAACCGUUUCUUCGUUUCAGAUCUAUGGUGCAGCGCUACCCGUUUGUGAUAAUCCUCUUACGGUGUUCGAUCACUAUAUGAAUACUUGUGUACCGGCAACUUUAAUACAAUUCGUCGAUCAGGAAAACGAACCAAACAUGAAGAUCAUCUACGGCUUUCUACUACCGAUUCUCUCAGUAGUGGUUCUGAUCUCAAAUGGUGUCGUGAUCCUGGUAAUGAACGGACAAAAAUCCAAACGAGCCACUGUCGAGCCUUUAUUAUGGAUGGCGGUGAGUGCGUUACUGAUGGCUGCCUCACCAUUGCCAUUCACCAUCUUCUACUAUGAUCUUGGUCAUAUGCGGGACCUCAAUCAAACUACUUUCCUCUGUUAUUUGCAAAAAGUAUGCAUGGAAAUCUUACCGUUUUUUUUCAACACUCUUAUCACAUUCUUCACUCUACUUCUUGGCACACAACGCUUCAUUGCUGUGCAGUAUCCGCUAGACUCAUUACGAUGGUGCUCUCGCCGACUCAUGCAUCGUUACUCUAAGGCGAUCUUUGUACUUUCUGCUAUUCUCACAGUUAUUCAUUCCACAUUCGACGUUAGGGUUAUCUAUCACUUUUGCAUUCAGGGACCAUCGACAUCGUUUUGGGUCGCUCGUUGCUUCAUCGGUCACUCACCUUUAACACAAGCAAUGGGUCCCGAUGCUUUAGCAUGGGUAUUUGACUGUUUCCGAAUAGGUAUAAUAGUUAUACCAUCUAUACUUUUAUUCAUUAUAACAUUGCUUCUCAUUCGAACUAUUAAGACGUCGGAUGCACCCAGACUAAGUAUGAAUCGACAUAGACGUGUAAGUUCAGCAUCAAGAAACACUACGGUAAUGCUAACUGUCAUCAUUGUGUUAUUCUUAGUGGCCAGGGCUCCAUCUACGAUUUUAAUCGUUCUGGUGAAGCUCUCGGAUUUACUACCACUUGGCUCACUAGAGUUCGCUCAUUCAGUCUAUCUUCGGGCCUUCUCUAAUAUCAUACUUGUCACACUUCAUCCAAUAUCAUUUGCAGUUUAUAUGCUCAUGUCGAGGCGUUUCCGCGUCUCCUUGCGAAGUCUUCUUGGUUGGCGUUUUCUCGCCUCAGACGAAGAUUUCAAUGCGAUGACGUCAUCAGUGAAAAAACUAGUUAAGAAACAGGUGCAACGAAUAGCCCACAUGGUGGUAAUACCGCGUUCGUUCUCUACCGCAGACGUAUUCCGGAAUUUUGCAAAAAUAUCUCAUAAUCUUGUGGUUGUAUUUCGCAUAAUAUCGUGCCGUUAA